CCAGUGCAGUACCGAUACAUUCCUCUGAGCAGCGGAAUUGAAAGGUCGCCGCGACGACACUGCUGGUAUACAGCAAAUACAUGAUCUUCUGAGACAUGCUGUUGAUGCUCGGCUGGCACUCUCCUCGUAUCCCGUGGCACGUCAGAAGAAGAAAAGGAGGAGGAAGACACAUCCAUAAGCCGACAGUAUGAACACCACCCCUCGAGGCCCCCGCCAUACGACACCCCAAAUCGCAGCCAACAGCCCGUUCGCUCGUAACAAUGCCACAACCUCGACCGGACCACGUUCGCCCAUCAAGGUCGGCACCCGCGAUCGUCAAGAGCUGGGAUUAAGUCUUAAACGAGUCAUUGGAACCACCUGUCAGAGCGUUUUCUGCUUUGAUCAUCUGGCCUCGACCCGAAGCUUCGCCUAUACCGCUGGUGCCGCUGCUGUUGUAGCCUCAGUGGGCCAUGAUGGGAAGAUUUCACAACGCUUCUUCAGGGCGAAUCCUGCGCAGCCUUCUCAGAGGUCUCACUUCCAACCGAUUGUAUCAGCCUCACCCGCCGAUCCGAGGCUUCGCUCUCCUCUGCCACCACCCGAUCGCUCUGAGUGGAACGACUCACCGACCGGCAACAAGAACGGUGCAGUACGCGAACGUGUCAAGGCUGCUACCGCCGUAAGCUUCAGCCCGAACGGUCGCUUCCUCGCCGUGGGAGAGACGGGCUACAAGCCGCGUGUUCUGGUCUUCUCGCUCGCAGACAAAUCUUUCGCUGAUUUACCUGUCGCUUCCAUAUCUGAGCAUACUUUUGGUGUCCAAUCCGUGAGCUUCGCCCCAGACUCCAAGUAUCUUGCCUCCCUCGGCACUGUGAACGAUGGCUUCCUCUACGUAUGGAGCAUUGACGAAAGAGGAGGUAGUCCCACCUUAAUCGCCAGCAACAAAUGCACCACUAGCGUAAGACAUAUGGGGUGGAUGGGUUGCAGUCUGGUUACGGUAGGAUUGAGAUUCAUCAAGGUCUGGAGACCGAAUGACCUCCCAGCGAGCGUCAACGAGAACUCGGAACGAGGCUAUGGGCUGUAUAACCGCCAGCACAAGCCGUUGGCCGGUCGUAAUACCCUUCUGGGCGAUCUACUCGACGCUACUUUCACCUGCGUUGCUCCAUUCUCCGAAACAAAGGCCGUUAUUUGCACCGAUGGUGGAGACGUCUGCAUUUUGGAUGAUGACGAGAAGAACCAGAGGUUGAUCAGAGUCACAAACGUGGACUUCAGUAUUACUGCUGCGUGUAUCGGACCCGACUCUCAGGUUAUCAUCACUGGACUGGAUGGCAGUAUUGAGGUCUUUGACCUAGACGAGCUCAACAGAAGCUUUGUGUUGCCAAAUACGCCAGCGGGGUCCAAAAACCUGACACGACCGUCGACUCCAGGCUAUGUUGCCGUUGGCUCGGUCGGCGAUGCUGUUGUGACUGUAGACAACAGUCACGGCAUUCAAUUACGGCACAUCGCCCCUAAAUCACGCGAUGAGGAAUCAGAUCAAGCUGUAAUCCAGAAACUCCCAGCACACUCUGAUGCCGUCCUAGGAGUCCGUGCGAUUACUGCACCAAAUGAGCAAGACAUCGCUUUCAUCAGCUGGUCUGCAAAUGGCACUGUUAUAUUCUGGUCUUCAGAAUGUGAGGCAAAGGCAAUGGUCUUUAUCCCUAUGGACCAACAUGUUGACAUGUAUAAUGUUGUCAAUGAGCUCAAGACCGUGGUAGCGUUCUCGGAUGUCUCGCAUGCGGUUAGUGGGGACAAAUAUGGCGUUUUGAGAGUUUCGAACGUCGACACCGGAGAAGACGUUUCGCGUGUCAGAGCUCAUGCAGGGGAAGUUACCGACAUAGCCAUCCAUGAAAGCGUAGCGUACACCCUCAUAGCUUCAAGCAGCAGAGAUCGUACCAUACAACUUCUGGCAUGGAACUCGGGUCGGCUUGACCUGCUACAAACGCUUGACGAACACGCUGGCUCGGUCACCUCUGUCAUGUUUGCAAAGGACGGCGAACAAUUGCUAUCUUGCUCUGCAGACCGGACUGUAGUGGUUCGAGGAGCUGCGAGACAGCACGAUCAAGCCCCUCCGCUAUUUGUUAUCACAAGAACAAUCACACUCAAGAGUUCACCAACGUGCUUGCGGAUGUCGCUUUUUGAAGACACACUCUUGAUAUCUGCUAUGGAUCGAACAAUUCAGCUCGUGGGCACAAGGUACGGUCGUGUCAUCUCUUGCUUCAAAGCCAGCGACACCGAUGGUGGAGACGCUGUGAUCAUGUCAAGCCUUGUUCAUCUGCCCUCAACUACAGGAUCGCCAAUCAUCGCGGGCGUGGCUAGCAGCGACAAAUCAGUCCGCAUGUAUUCGGAAGACGGUACUCUGCUCGCACGCGACUGGGGACAUACAGAAGGUGUUACUGAUAUCGCAUUACUCAAGUCACAUACCGCCCCUGAUGAUUUAGCAGCGAUGAAGCUCGUUACGGUCGCCGCGGAUGGCACAAUCUUCAUAUGGGCGACAGUGCCCGAGAGACCCAGAUCAAGGGAUUCCUCCGAUGCAGCGCCUUCGUUUGCAAGUAUGGCACCAGGAAUUGUGUCCGCAGAGCAACCACUACGAAAAGUCAUUUCUCACAGCGAGCUUGCCAGAUUCCAGCGAGCCAAAUCCAGCGAAACGGAAAACACAGAGUUGUUAUCUGCAUCACCCAGCACACGGGAAACGACAACAGGGGGGCUGAAGAAGAAGCCUAGCAGACUGAGCAUCAGACCACCACGGUUAGAGCCAUCACCACUCGGGACUCUGCGCAAUGGUCUGACAGCAAAAAGCAGACAGAGAAGCCCGAGUCCAACACCUCCGAGUCCAAGACUACCGCCUAGCCCACGAACACACCCACGAAGUGCACCCGGGCGGCAUCGUCUUUCUGUCGGAGCAGUGCCACCUAUUCUCGCGACCUCAUCGACGGAAAAGACCACCACCAAAGACAGCAAAACGGAAACUACUACGACAGGGUUUGGAAGCAUUGCGGCAUCUACGGAACAACUAUCACGCAUGUUGCGCGCAUACAGACAGAAGCUUGACGGAAACUGCACCGGCCUGACAGGAGAAAGGCUGAGAGAAUUGGAAAAAGAAUUGGACGCAACAGUCCAGAUAGUUCAGCAGAAGUUGGCAGGAAAAGACAGAAAGGGGUCGCAGGAUACGAGUGCGGCGGAGGAUAGCGGUACGUCGAGAACAGCGUCAUCCUCACAGGACGCUUCAUUCAUAUCCGCAGAGACGAGAUUAAAUGAUGAAGCUGUUGGUGGCGCCGAGGUGACGUCGUCAUGAUAGACAAACUCCAAGAUUAAUCACUAUUCAGCCAUGAUUCUUCUGCCUGGAAGUUGAAACAUACCUUCUAUAUAUCUUUCAUCCCUACUGUGUUCUCCUUUCUUUUGAUUUCACGGUCGUCUUGUUUUCCUCAUUGGUUGCUCUGGGGCUCGGG
Aureobasidium pullulans EXF-150 is the source of this 3458-nucleotide messenger RNA. RefSeq names its product WD40 repeat-like protein. The transcript has 2 exons. Lineage: Eukaryota; Fungi; Ascomycota; Dothideomycetes; Dothideales; Saccotheciaceae. The coding region runs from base 188 to 3304 and encodes 1038 amino acids. Gene Ontology annotation, cellular component: mitotic spindle. Gene Ontology annotation, molecular function: protein binding. Gene Ontology annotation, biological process: regulation of mitotic cell cycle; mitotic spindle organization. The record is from RefSeq and is a predicted model, not a curated record.